AACGCGGCUCUCCAGAGCUUUUCACCGUGUCCAAGGAUAAGUCCAUCCACAUCCUGACAGCGGAGGAGGGACGGCUGGAAACGCGCUUCCCCAAGGCCCACGAGUCGGCCCUCAACUGCGUGCUGCCCAUCGACAACCACGUCUUUGCCACGGGUGACGAAGGCGGGGCAGUGAAGGUGUGGGACCUGCGCAAGGGCAGCGCCAUCCUGGAGGCACGGCAGCAGGAGGAAUACAUCAGUGCCAUGACUGUGGAUGGCAACGGGAAGAUCCUACUGACAGCCAGUGGUGAUGGCACCCUGGGCGUCUUCAACGUGAAGAGACGGCGCUUUGAGCUGCUCUCGGAGCCGCAGAACGGGGACCUGACGUCUGUGGUGCUGAUGAAGAGGGGGAGGAAGGUGGCGUGUGGCUCCAGUGAAGGCACCAUCUACCUCUUCAACUGGGACGGCUUCGGGGCCGCCAGCGACCGCUUUGCGCUCAGGGCAGAGACCAUUGACUGCAUGGUGCCCAUCACAGACAGCAUCGUGUGCGUGGGGUCCCUAGAUGGAGUCAUCAGGUCAGGGGAGCGCCGUGGGGAGGGAUGGGGAGCUGUGGGAUGGGGUGAGGGGGAGUGGAGAGGGAUGGAAGGACAUGGGAUCAGGAAGGAUUGUGGGGGGUGAGAUCGGAUAGGGAGGGGAGGGUGGUGGGGUAGAAAGG
Cyanistes caeruleus (blue tit) is the source of this 693-nucleotide messenger RNA. Lineage: Eukaryota; Metazoa; Chordata; Aves; Passeriformes; Paridae. The record is from RefSeq and is a predicted model, not a curated record.